AUGGGUCGGAAGCGGUGUGUCGGUGCAGAUUGUUCCAAGAUGGCGGCCGGGUGCUGCGGGGUGAAGAAGCAGAAGUUGUCGGGAUCCCCCGGGUCGGGGGGUCCCGGCGGGGCGGGGAGCGGGGUAGCUGGGACUGGACAUUGUGGAUCGGAACUGGGGAUUGGAUCCUCGUCGACCGUAGCGGCCGGGAACGUGAAUCGGGUGAACGGCCUGGGGGGUCCUGGGGGUAGUAGUAGCAGCAGCAACACCAACGCUCUGUCCCCAACUCCGGGAGGCUACAACUCAACUGGCCUCUCCCCGAAUCUCAGCCCAGGAUCUGGGUCGGGAAGUGGAGGCAGGAAGAUGGUAGUUUCGGCGGAGAUGUGUUGCUUCUGUUUCGACGUGCUUUAUUGCCAUCUAUACGGAUACCAGCCUCCCCGAACACCCAGGUUUACAAACGACCCCUACCCGCUGUUUGUCACAUGGAAAAUUGGCCGGGACAAGCGGCUGAGGGGUUGUAUAGGAACUUUUUCUGCCAUGAACCUGCACUCAGGACUCAGGGAGUACACCCUUACCAGUGCCCUUAAAGACAGCCGUUUUCCCCCCAUGACCAGGGACGAGCUGCCACGCCUCUUCUGCUCAGUGUCUCUGCUCACCAACUUUGAGGACGUUGGUGACUACCUUGACUGGGAGGUGGGUGUUCACGGCAUUAGGAUAGAAUUUUUCAAUGAAAAAGGAUCAAAGCGUACCGCCACCUACCUGCCAGAGGUCGCGAAGGAGCAAGGAUGGGACCAUAUUCAGACCAUAGAUUCCUUACUGCGAAAGGGAGGGUACAAAGCUCCCAUCACCAAUGACUUCAGGAAGACCAUCAAAUUGACCAGGUACCGUAGCGAGAAGAUGACGAUGAGCUACGCGGAGUACGUCGCUCAUCGCCAACACCAUCACUACCAGAAUGGCAUCGGUCACCCACUCCCACCGUACAACCAUUAUUCCUGACAACGAGCCGCAUGACCAGCCCAUCCACCUCUCCGCCGACCUCUUCCCGGGAGAGCCCGCCCCCUCCUGGUCUAGCUAUCUGUACUACUGUACGAUUUUAUGAUGAUAGUUUCCGUUGCCAUGCCGACGGUCUCUCACGGGGGAGCGGCAUGGCAGCGGGUGGCAAAUAAGCAUCAUUUUGAUUAUGACGACGACGAUGACGAUGACAAAAAAAAAUCAUUUAUUAUAAUUUUUUUCCCU
Molecule: messenger RNA, 1215 nt
Organism: Chanos chanos (milkfish)
Lineage: Eukaryota; Metazoa; Chordata; Actinopteri; Gonorynchiformes; Chanidae
Gene: ammecr1
Product: AMMECR nuclear protein 1
Exons: 6
Coding region: 1-975 (324 amino acids)
Source: RefSeq, a predicted model, not a curated record